Molecule: messenger RNA, 6814 nt
Organism: Acinonyx jubatus (cheetah)
Lineage: Eukaryota; Metazoa; Chordata; Mammalia; Carnivora; Felidae
Gene: CLHC1
Product: clathrin heavy chain linker domain containing 1
Exons: 12
Coding region: 2766-4526 (586 amino acids)
Biological process (GO): receptor-mediated endocytosis
Cellular component (GO): clathrin complex
Molecular function (GO): clathrin light chain binding
Source: RefSeq, a predicted model, not a curated record
UUUAUCUUUUUCUGUCCUGUAGCGCUUCCUCGUCUUCAAUCCCCAAAUCUGUUCUAGUUUGAGUAAGGUUCUGGGCAUUGUGUAGGUGUAGGACUCCUAAGUGAGAAACAGUUUAACAUGUUGAAAAUCUCAGGAGUUUUCAACUUUUCAAAUGAAGUCAUGUGGGAAAGAACCUGCAGAAUGAUUAUUUAGUUGUAGAAUUUCCAGGUGGGGACAUUUCGUUUGUGAAGGUACCAAGAGGAAGAUUUUGGAGUAUGUGUAGGGUUCUCUCCUAGUUCCGCGGACCAAUGAGAAGCAAGUUACACCUUCCUCUGGCCUUUCUUCACUGUGCGAACCACGGAAUCCUUUGUUAAUGUACCUUCCCUAAUGCCUUCUCUUUUUAUCUUUCCAUGCCUCUCUGCAUCUCCAUCCUCAACCUCAAAUUCAGGCCGUCCUUAUUAUUCUCCUGGAAAAGUUAAUCUAACUUCUUUUUUCUUUUUUUAAUUUUGUAAUGGUUACUUAUUUUUGAGAGAGAGCGAGAGAGAGCGUGCAUGAGUGGGGGAGGGGCAGAGAGAGAGGGAGACACAAAGUCUGAAGCAGCUUCCAGGUUCUGAGCUGAGCUGUCAGCACAGAGCCCAAGUUGGGGCUCACACCCACGAACCAUGAGAUAAUGACCUGAGCCGCAGUCGGACACCCAACUGACUGAGCCACCCAGGUGCCCCGAGUCAAUCUAACUUCUAACCUGCCUUCAGUCUUUCUCCUUUUCUAACCGACCCUCACUUUUGCCUCCAAAACAUUCUAAAAAGUAAAGGUAAUUAUGUCAUAUUCUACUUCACCUUCAAGGAUAAAAUCCAAAUUCUUCAAUAUGAUAUUCAGACUCUGCCUUCCUUAUAGCCUAAUCUAUCACACCCAUUACAUACUUUACGCUUUAAUGACUGAGCUAAUUGAGGUACCUAACUUAUGCUUUCUCAUGCUUUGGCACUUCUAAAAAAUCCAUUUCUUUUUCUUAGAACAUUCUUCGUCUCAUAUUCUGCCAGCUAGUCCCCAUCUUUACAACAAAAGACCUUCAAAGAGUUUUCUAUGCUCAUUGUCUCCAGUUUUCCCCUUCCAUUAAAUGAAUCUACUAUCAAGCUUCUGUCUCUACCAAGCAAUGGAAUAGCUCUUGUGGUCACUAAUCACCCCCAUGUUGCUAAAUUCACUGGUCAUUUAAUCUUAUUUGAUCAAAUCAACAUUUGACACAGUUGAUUACUCCCUCCCUCUUUGAAAUGCUUUUCCCCCUGACUUCCAGGGUACGUCUCUCACUUCUCCUUCCCUUGACGGUCUUUUCCAGGCUUUUUUGUUGCUUCCUCUUGAUCUACCAGACCUCUAAACUUUGGAGUGCUUCCAAGGCCCAGUCCUUGGACUUCUGCUUUGUUGACAUUUCCCGGGUCAUUUCAUUCUGUCUCAUAACUUUUAAAUACCAUUUGUAUGCACAGGACUGAUAAAUUCCUAUCUUAUCAUCACUAAGGCUGAAAACUUUAUGGUCAUCCUCGAUUGUUCUCUCAUAUCCCCCUACCCUCAUAUGCACAGUGAAUCUUCUUGGCUUUAUUUUCAAUGUACAGAACACUUCUCACCACCUCUACUGUUACCACCCCGAUUCACGCCACCCUUAUCUUUUGCCCAGAUCAUUGCAUAGCCUCCUAACAGUGCUUCCAGCUUUGACCCUUGUCUUCACAGAGCAGCAGGAAAUGUAUGUAUGUCAGAUGUCACUCUUCUGCUCACAGCCCUCCAGUGGCUUCCCAUCUCAUUCAGAGUUAAGAAUAAAUUCCUAUAAGUGAGGUUGUUGCUCCAGCCCUGGAACCACAAGGCCAUGAUCCAGCUCAUUGUUCCUCUUGCCAAGUCUGCCUAGUGAAAGUGGCAUCUUUUUCUAACCUGCACAAAGGUGCCGCAUGGGCUGGGAGUGGUCCUGCCUUCAAGGGCUUCUAUUUUACGUGAUCUGGCAGCUACCUCUCUGACCUUAUCUUUUCUCUCCCUUUCCCAUUCUCUCCUAGCCCUGCUGGCCUUCUUGCUGUUUGUCACACAUGCUGUCCUGCUUUGAAGAUUUGGGCUUGCUGCUUUGUAUGCAUCAACCACUCUUCACAGGAAUCUUCACACUACUUUUUUCAGAUUUCUAAAAUGUGACCUUACCAGUGAGGGCUUUCCUCUUUCCCAACUUAAUGCCUUGUAUAAAGUAGCAUCCUCCCAUCUUCCUUUCUAGUUCCCAUUCCUUGUUUUAUUUAUUUAUUUAUACAACUGUUUACUCCCAUGUGUCAUCUGUAUUUUGUGUGUUGUCUGUCUCUCGGUUUGAAUGUAACCUCCAGGAGGUUAGAGACUUUAUUUUGUUUGAUGCUGUAUCUCUAAUGUCUAGAAUAGUGGCAGACACAGUAGGUGACCCCCCCCCCCACCCCGCCCAAACAUUUAUUGAAUAAAUACAUGCAGCCCAACAUAAACAUUGCACUUGGGACGAUUCCAUUAGGUAUUUUACCUGAUGUUUCCCUGCCCUCUCCCACAGACUAGUGAGGUAUCUCUCAGGCUUUUGGAGUGCAAUGUGUCCACCUCUGUCACAAUGCCCUCUCUGCUCUGUAGCAAUGGCUCAUUUAACUAGACCCAAUAGGUUUGACUGGGAACAUUUGUCACUUGUUUUCUCUGUAUCCUUAUGUGUCUAACAUGAAUGAAUGAGUGAAAGGCUUAUCAAAGUUUUGGCUUUGUUGCAAAAGCCAGUCGAGGCUUAACUGUUCUCUGGUGAACCAGUGUGCAGAUUGUGACAUAUGUCGGUCCAAGAAAUAAAUAAACAUGCAGUUCUCCCUCCUAUCAUUAGUAGAAGUGACAAGGAAUUUUUGGAAAGUAUGCAAAGAUACAUAAUUGCAGAAACUGAAAGAGUGGGCUGUAAUGAGGAAGGACCUGCUGAUGAAUAUUACAUCAUAUACCGAAAUGUUUUUGAUAAGGUAAUAGAGUAUGUCACUGCAUACAAAUCCAUUCUUACUUCAAUCAAAAAAGAAUAUGAUGCCUUUAUUGAGACAAUAAAGGAAAGCCAAAAGACUGCAUUUUGUCUUCAUGGAAAACUUAAAGCUUUGGCAGCAGAGCCCAUAGCAUUGGUAUAUCACAGGAAAAGAACAAUCCAACUUGAAGCAAAAAUGAGGGUUAUUGAAAAUAAUUCCUCACAAAUUCAAUUGCAAAUAGACCAAAUGAAGCAACUUAGGGCAGAGUAUGAUGCAAAAGAAGUAAAAUAUCAUACUUUCUCCAAAGAUCCUUCAAAACCUAUUCCAGGCAUGACUCUCCAAGAAUCCGUCAGUUUAGAUGCUCUCACUAAAUACCUGAAACAUCUUGAAGAUAAAUAUGCCGAAAUUAAACAGGUUAUGUUGAAAAAAUAUGUACCAGUUCAGAGGAAGGCAGAUUUAGAUGAGGAAAUGAUGGUGACAUUAAAACGGAGAGAUUUAGCUGAAAAUUUAAACAAAGAAUUACAGUUUCGUCAUCAAAGACUGCAGAUUAUUUCAAAUGCACUUACUUCAUGGGUAAAAUCUGAUAUGAGCAGCUCAUUUCAAGAUUUCGUGGAGCAAAUUCAGAAAACUAAAGAUUUACAUGGUGACCAAGGCAUUAUUGAGGAACUGCUUGAAGAUGAUCCAGGCAAGGCAAAAGAAGCUGAAAUUUUGCUUUCCUACAUUGAAAGGUUCAAUGAAUUAAUGUUGCUUGGUGAAUAUGAAAAGGCAGCUUGUUUUGCAGCACACAGUCCUAGAAGAAUUCUUCAAAACAUUGGGACAGUGAAUAAAUUUAAGGCUGUUGGAAAAAUUAGAGGAAAGCCUUUUCCAUUACUCUUAUUUUUUGAAGCCAUCUUUAGUACAAGUCAUGCAUGCAGACGUCCUAUUGAUGCAGAACUGACCCUGGAAGGAAUCCAAUGUGGAUUAUCUGAAAAACGUUUAGAUUUAGUUAUCAAUUGGGUCACUCAGGAAAGGCUCACAUUUUCUGAGGAGGCUGGGGAUGUCAUUUAUGAUUAUGGGGAGCAGGAUACCUAUAACAAGGCCAAGUGCCUGGCUUUAGCUCAGAUGAUCUACACUGAAUGUGGCCUGCACAAGAAAGCUCUUCUUUGCCUAUGUAAACAGGGUCAGAUUCAUGGGGCCAUGGAAUACAUACAACAGUUCAAGGACUUUACUUCCGAUGACCUGAUGGACCUAAUCAAGUUAUGUCCUCACACUGAAUUAAUUCAAUGUCUCACUAGAGAAUGGAACGGGAAACCACCAUCUUUAUCUUUUGGUCUUGCUAUACUUCAUCUGUUCUCUGUAGAUAUGAAAAAAGUUGGCAUUAAGCUACUUCAAGAGAUAAGUAAAGGUGGGAAAGGUAUAGUCGAACAUCUUAUGAUAAAUGAUCCAUUUUGCUCAUUAGAAAACUGGCAAGAAGUAGCAAAUAUAUGUUUACAGAAUGGCUUUGACAGAUUAUCUCGUGACAUCAUGUCCAUUCUUCGAUCUCAGGCUGGAGUUACAGAAAUUUCUCAAGAAGAUGAUACAGUCAACUUAAUGGAACAUGUUUUUUGGUAGUGCUACAUCUUAACCAGUUGAGGGAGCUUGUAUAACAUUUUAUGUGUGUUGGUUGGACAAACUGAUUUUGGCAUAACUAAGUUAUAAAUAAAUCCAAAGUGUGAAGCUCUCAGAAAUCAUGCUGCUCUUAUUAUGUUGACAUUUAGAUUUGUCCUUGAAACAUUUAGACUAUUGCUUUCUUUUUCUCCAUAUGGUCAUUUCUUACAUUGAAUCUUGAUAAAAUCCAAGAAUGUAACUCAGUUUAGGUAUAUACUUCUAUCUAAGGGCAUAAGCUAACAUCUAGAUAUAUUCUUUUCUGGUGAUCACAUUUCAUAGUAAGAACUGGGGAAGGUGUGGGUAAUAUCCUGUCAGACUAAUUUCCCAAAUAUUGAAUGCUAUGAGCCUGAUUUUUAACAAGAAAGACAGGAUGUCAUUUUGAGGUUGGACUCACUGGUGAAAUCCUAAGUAUAGUAAUUUUGUGCUACUGACUUAAAGAUGUGCCCCAUGCUUUGGUCAAUGUAAAUGGCAAAUGUUAGGCUUCUACUCUAAAAGUUGGGAAUCCUAGCAUGUUCUUACCUAGAGAGAAGACCAGCCAAAUUUUGCAUGGAUGUAGACCUGAGAUACCUGUAGGUAUGGAACAUAUGUCAUAGGUGGUUUGGGAUGAUUUCAAAUGUCUGAGUAAGUAUUUGUUGGAAUACUCAGGUUGUGUCAUGGACGGGUAGGAUAUUCAACAUAUUUAGUGAUCCACAUGGCACGGACACCAUGAGUCAAACAGAACAGAUCCCCAGCUAAUCUUAACAGCUUUCAGCCCUUAUGCCACGGCAGAGCAUAGCAGCUAAAUGUCAGCCUUGAUCAUGGAACUUGGUAACAGUGAGCUGCUAUGAGAUGGAGUAGGAGUAAAAAGUCAAGCUUCUUUCCCCUCCUAAAUUUAAAUUGAAUGUCUGUUUUUUUACUCUAUAGUUGAAAGAAUAUGAACUUGGAAUCAGGUAGCCUCAUAUUUAAAUUCUGGUCUUACCUCUUCAUCUUUGUGAAAUACGGGCGGUAAUACUCCUCCAAAGGUUUGUCAUGAAGGUUAGUGAUAUGUGUGUAUAAUAGAAGUAUAUAACAUAAUAGAGGAAUUUUGCAGAAGGUAACUGUUAUUUCUAUGUAAUAGGUCCCAGAAAUAUAUGUUCCUCUGCUUGGCUUAAACUUACUAAAUCCCACAUAUCUAUCUGUCUUUAUUUGUAUAAUUAUCCUUCUUUGGUGUAUUUGAUAAUACUGACAUACCUUAUUCCUAAAGUAAGUGAUCUGUCUAUGCUAGGGUUUCUUGGCUUAUCUUAUAAAUCCAGAGGGUACUGGCUGCGUUCUCAGUUUUUCCAUAUAUUGCUAAACACAGUAAAGCAUAAUUAUAAUUCAGUUUUCUAAAACAAUAUUUUUUAAAGUAAUAUAUGUACAUAAUUUAAAAAGCAACGUAUUACUAAAAGGCUUAUAGUAACUAAUAAUAUUUUGAUUUCUGGCCAUCACAUUAGCUGUGAUUUUUUGAAAAGAAAAGAUGAAGGAUGGAAAAAAGAAAGGGAAAGAGAAAAGGCAUUUCAGCAGCAUUGAUUUUUUAUUUUUAAAAAAAUUUUGAAUUUUGUUUAUUUUUAGCAGCAUUGAUUUUUAAUAUACCAAUGAAACCUUUUUUCUUUGAGACUUGUAUAAUUGAUAGAAAGCUAUUAUGUGUCCAUUGACAGAACUUAGGGGAAAAAAGUAUCCCUGAAAGCCAGGAGGAUGAAGUAGGAACUUAAAUGUGGAAAAAGCUUGGAACAGCAGCUGUUGUUGUUACUGUUAAUUUUACUUUUAUUUUAAAAUGUUUUUCCUCCACUCAUUAUUGUUCCUCCUCUGUUUAGCAUUACCUGCGGCAGUUUUCCCAAGGAAUGCGAAACUUGUCAAGUGAAUAUAAAUCAAAAUGUAUAGAGAUGGAGUUGGGAGGAAGAGCAAGAAAGAAUAUGAAGUCAAGUGGGGGGAGGAGGAGGAGUGGAGCUGUGAGCUACAAAAGGUUUGGAAGCAGUCGGAGCCUCCUGUAGGCUGCACUGAAGAGAUGCAUAACAUGAGCCUCUUGGCAUAGGACCCUGCAUGCGAGACCAGCUCUACCACAGUCUGGCUUUGUGUCCUUUUCUUCAUAAGUUUAUUUUGACUAGAUAAUUCCUCUUAUCAUUUAUAAGUCAAAAAUUCUGUAAUUCUGCAAAGGUACAAAUGAUUCCCCAGUACUUUUUGACCUUUUGCGUAAAUUUGAAAUACCAAGCAAGAUAGAUUCAACAUCAGAAUCAAUAACACAUACUGAAUACCUA